AGAGAAGCAGGAGACUCCGCCCUUUUCCUGGUUUCUUGGAGAAUUUGAAUUCAGUUGGAAAAUAUACACAAACGAUGGUACUGAUUCUACUACUACUACUACUACUCAACGGUUUUUUAUUGGAACCUGUGAAUUCUUAUGUGACAGUUACUAAAUAUACAAUUGGCAACAAGACUUAUUAUGAAAAGUUUGAACAGCCUUGGUUUAGGCAUAUGCAUUAUGAUCAUGAUCCGGUAGAGGCAUCUGAAAAGGACGAAUCAGCAUUCGGAAAACAUUUUGUACCGGAGGAUGAUGUGUUUAUAGCUCCUGAUUGGACAGCACAUGAAGCGAAAUAUAUGAGUUGUUUGAAUAGAACAUGUGUUUGUGGAUAUUUUAAAGGAAGCGUGAAAAACGGAGAAUGCUACCUUCCAAGCGGGAAAUUGCUGAAAAGAGCUGUACGCAGAGAGCUGAGAUCUCUAAGACCUGACGAUCGGAUAAUGAUCGAGAACGCGUGGAAUGCGAUGAAGAAAAGCGGUCUGUACAACAAAAUCGGAAGAGUUCACAAGUACUCCGGUGUACACUCGGGACCUGCAUUCACCCUGUGGCACAGGGAGUUCUUGAAGAGACUCGAACUAGCGCUUCGUGAUCACAUGAAAAACCCGGACUUCGGGCUCCCAUUCUGGGACUCCACCCUCGACUCGUUGCUCCCUGAGCCCAAGGAUUCUAUUAUUUUCUCGGAGCUCUUUCUCGGCGAGGUGGAUGAUAAGGGGUUCGUGAAAAAUGGUCCAUAUCACAAUUGGGAGACUAUGGAGGGUCGGGCGCAAAUAUUCCGCAACUUUGGAGAGGAUGAUUCUGGGGAAAUGCUGAACGACGCAAGAGUUGAUUGGCUUAUUAAUAAUCCCGAUAUUAACAUGAUUUUGGGGGCUACCAUGCCAUUAUCGACGUGCCCCAUGAACCAUACUCUUGACGCUCGAAUGCUUGAAUUCUCCCAUGAUUAUGUGCACUUUUUCGUCAACGGUGACAUGAGCAAAUCGUACUCGUCAUCGAAUGAUGUAUGUUUCGUGUAUCAUCACGGAAUGAUCGAUUGGAUUUUUGAGCACUGGCGCCAGAAUAUGCAGAGCCGAGAGGAACGGAAAACUGAGUACCCAAAGAGUGAUGAAAGAUGCUUCCCGUUCUGGCAUAAUGGCGAUAAUUCGAUGCCUUUGUUGCAGCCUCUGAAAAACAAGGACGCGUUAUCAAAUGGGUACACAGAUAACAUGUAUGAAUACUAUCCGAGGCCAACUUGCACCAGAGAAAACCCCGAUUGUGAUUCUCCUUAUCUAUUCUGCUACAUUCCUCCAAAUAACGAGCAUCCGCCGAGCUGUGUGAGCAAAGUUCGUCGAAACGGAGUUUGCAGAGGAUUCGAGGAUUAUCCUAUUUGUUACUGGGGUCAAUGUGUUGAUGGGCGGUGUGAUGAGACGGUGAAGGCGCCGAAAAGGCUGGAGAAAUUCAAGAAGUUUGAGAAGAAAAUUGUUCCUUUCAUUAUGUAAAGUAUAAUUUUCAUUUCUCAUAUAUAAUUUUGGGUAUAGCUUUCAAAGUUCAGGUUUUCUUUUUCUUUUUCGAAAUCCAUGUUUUGUCCCCAUGUCCCAGUAUUCUAGUCAAUUCUUUUUUCCUAAAAUAAAUAUACAAUUUUUCGCAAUAUAUAAACAUGUUAUUACACAAA
This is a messenger RNA of Caenorhabditis elegans, 1681 nucleotides long. It is a transcript of the gene tyr-5, whose product is annotated as Tyrosinase copper-binding domain-containing protein. Gene Ontology annotation, molecular function: oxidoreductase activity. NCBI's taxonomy places the organism in Eukaryota, Metazoa, Nematoda, Chromadorea, Rhabditida, Rhabditidae. The transcript is spliced from 9 exons. The coding region runs from base 75 to 1508 and encodes 477 amino acids. The record is from RefSeq and is marked reviewed.